ACGGGUAUUUUUGCUUGCCCCCGAGUUUUAGAUUUUUCUUGUAUUUUGAAUUAAUUUCUAGUAAUUUUUGAGGAUUUUAGUUACCAUGUGACAUAUUCACCAUUUAUCGUAGUCUAAGUGCUAUAAACUAAGUGUUAGUGUUAAAAUCUUAAAAUAUAGAGUUAUCCGUGUACCGCUAUUCUUAGACCAAAAAUGUCUAAACCACAAAUAAAUACGAAAUCCAGCACGUAUCUUAAGGAUAAGGAGGCAUUUCUGAAGGAAUUAAAGCAGUUUAACGACAGCAAAGGAAUACCAUUUAAGACUCCGUCAGUAAAUGCCAUUGAUAUAGACUUGUAUCUAUUCUAUACACUGGUACAACAGCGAGGUGGUAUUAGUAAGGUAAAUUUGUAUGAUUUGUGGGAUUCAUUUCUGCGCCCCCUGCGAUUGCCACACCCUUGCAUCAAUGGCUCAACAUUGCUGAGAAGAAUAUAUGGGACAUAUCUAGAGAAGUAUGAGAAAGCUAAGGGCCCUCCAAGUAGAGAUGACGAUAAUGACCUAGAUGAAGACCUCAGAACUACCAGAGGGAGAGGCAGAGACCCACCGAGGACACCACAUGGAGGGGGGCAAUACUAUUCUGCAUCUGGCGAGCCGAUUCGCACAGCGCAGACUCGCGUGGCCGGGCCCUCAGAGCGCCUCGCCCUGUCUCUCCUAUCACCCAUGCCUAAUGAGCAGGACUUUGCAGUCAAUGUGUGCACAGUGCUUGCUGCAGACCACUCCAACCGAAUGCCUUUGGGAUCAACUCCGCAUAUAUUGGACUUCUUACUAGCACAUGCUGGUGUUUAUAAUCAUGGAAGUCUCCGAGACACAAUCGGUCGCUCCUACUUCGAGGCCCGCGGCCGCUACCCGCACGAGUUCUGGCAGCUCCGCGCCGGCGGCGGCGGCGCCAAAGAACUCGCCGACGAAACCAAGUUCUCACAACUUACUGGCGACCAGCCGGAGCUGAUGGUGCAGGCUUUAGCGGCCCAGAACACAUUGACGGACUGUCUCAUGAAUGAGUGCGGAGGAGAGGAAUUGAUUAAGGAAAUUAUCGAGGAGGAACCACACGAAGACUGGGUAACAGAGCCCUCAGAGGACGAACAGCUGUUCGCCCCCGAGCUCCCAGGCGGCGCGUCUUGCGUAUACACGCAACGCGUCCUCCAAAUAGCCUCCAUAGUCCGCUCUCUGUCGUUCCACGACGAAAACGUCCAGUAUUUGGCGAAAAAUACUACGCUGAUAAGGUUUCUGCUGCUGUGUGCCAAUUGCUGGGUGGGCAGUCUCCGGCAGUCGGGGUUGGACGCGCUUGGGAAUAUCUCCACUGAACUCAUUAUAAAGGACCCAGCGACCUGCCUCAUCUCUCGUCACAUCCUCUCCACAAUUCAAUCGGCACUGGUCUCCAACGAUCGUGCCAGGGUGCUGGCAGCAUUAGAAUUGCUCAAUAAGUUGGCUCAGAACGAAGCGAAUGAAGACGCUUUACUCAGAUCUUUGGAGGCUAAGGUGUACCACGACGUGUGCUCCCUCCUGACGCUGCGCGACAUCAUGGUGCUGGUGUGCACGCUGGAGUGCGUGUACGCGCUGACGUCGCUCGGCGACCGCGCGGGCGAGUGCGUGGCGCGCGUGCCCGGCCUGGUCGCCACGCUCGUGUCGCUCGUCACCGUCGAGGCACAAAGCUACGGGCCCCGUGCCUGCAUCCUCAUGCGGGUGGUAGAGACCGUGAGCGGGCCGAGCGCCGUGGCCGCCGCCGAGCGCGAGCAGGAGCGGCACAACCCGCCGACGCAGCUACAGGCGGUGCCGAUGCCGUCGACGCCGACGAAGGCAGUCGAGGUACCGGCGCAAUCGCAACCUCCGCAGCCCGCAGCGCCGCCCAAUAGCAUCCAGCAUUCACACAUGCAACAACGUACUGUUCAGGAAAACGAGCACUUCGCCCAAGCGUGGCUCCGUAACACAUACGAGGCGCUUCCAGUCGGCGACAACAGCAGUUGCGACGCCCCAGAACUGUACCGGCAUUACCUCGCCUGCUGCGCCAAGCUCAACAGGAAGGGGCUCAUCGCGCCCGCCAACCUGUCGCGACUUGUCAGGACCGUGUUCGGUGGCACCGUGGGCCCUAACACGAUCACGCUGCCGUCGGGCGAGACGCAACAAGUCUACAUCGGCAUUCGAGCUAAGAACACGCAGAACAGAAAUCCACCGGCGGGACCCGCAUCACCAAUAUUGAAAGCGCAGCUGACGAAUAAGACGGCAACGGUAGAAGUCAAACCUGCCGUAUCGCAACCGCAGGCCGCGCCCCAACCGCAGCACUCGCAGCUGUCGCACGCGCUCGAUGCGAACGCGACCAACACAACUCUAAUAAAACACCUGCUCGCCAAUAAAGUAAGCCCCGCCCUACAAACGCAACAAGUAGCGCAAAGACAGCAAAACCAGCAAAGGGGCGGUCCGUCCGGCACAGUCGUAGUACAGGCUAACCAAUCGGUAAUGGACAUGGACCCAGAGGCAUUGAUAAAAUGUACAACGAUCACACCGGGGGGAAUUGCCAGUAGCACACCUACCAUUCAAGGCGAUAAGGUGCUGAUUAAAACUGAGGAAAAUACGGCUGUAAAAGAUGAACCAAUACAAAUAACGAUCGACGACCAGGCGCAACUGACUUUAAAGUCGGCGCAAAACAAAAUGCUAGCGGACCUUCUAGAGAAAAAAUCCAACCCGCCCGUCCAGGUCGUCCAAAUGGGCCCCCACAUGAACGCACCCACCAUCCAGAUCACAGAAACCGGACAGAUAGUGCAAGUGAAACCUGAUGCCAACUCCGUCAUACAAUACAACGAGAAUAUAGUCGCGCAAGGCAGCCAAUACUUCCAAAUAAAGAAUGAGCAAGGGCAACUAAUUCAAAUAAAGAACGAACAGGGACAAAUAAUACAGCUGAAAACCGACCAAUUACAAAAUCCGUUGAUACAGUACAAAAAUGACCAGGGGCAGGUUAUGCAGACGAAUCAGAUUAUUCAGAGCGUGAUUCAAAGUCAGGUGAAGGAGGAAGGUGAAUAUAAUGAACCGCCUAAUAAGAGGGUGAAGGUUGAAACCAAACCUGAGACCCCACCUCAAGAAAUUGUAUCGAAGACUGCGGCGAAUCUCUAUGCAGCGCUGGCUGCAUCCGCUCUGGAAGACGAAGAUGAUUUGGUGCCGGUGAAGCAAGAAUCUAUGGACGUGAUCCAACCGCAAGUCAUGGUCGGCGGCACUGAGCAGACUGGCUCUGUUAUCAUACAGGAACCUAUUUUACAGGUCCAACAGCCAACACUGCAAGUGCAGCAGCCCACGUUGCAGGUGCAACAACCGACGCUGCAAAUGCAACAUCAACAGAUGCAGCAACCGACCUUGCAGGUCCAACAGCCCAUGUUGCAAGUGCAGCCGAUGGAUGUGCAGAACAUUCUUACCUCGCAAUCCGGACAGCUAAUUCUGCAAGAAAAAUUAACCUCGCCGCCUCCGCAGUUCGUUCAACAACCAAUGCAAAUCAUCGCCACUCCUGGAUCAUCCCAAGGUCUUAGUUAUAUCACUCAAAAUAUGUCCGGAAAUAUGAUGCAAAAGACAAUUAUUAUAGUACAAGGACCGACAGGCGGAGGUCCACUUACAUUAACGGUGAACAACCCUGGCGGGCUGGACGAGCAGACGUUAAACAGCCUUAUUGCCCAGGCCACAGAGGCGAUAACCCAACAGCAAAUCAUUCAGAACUCAGGCGUGAUACAAUCCGCACAGAGGGUGAUAGUGAGUCAGCCGACGUUAGUGAGCACAGCACAGCCUAUCACGGUCGUUAAGACUAUGGCGCAGCAGAACGCCCCUCAACUGACAGCGAGCCAGCAACCAAUAAUAACCACCCAGCCCCAACCACAUAAAGCGCAAAUCGUUAACCAACCACUUAUGGUUACCCAGAAACAACCACCGGCUUUAAUAAGCACGUCGACGAGCAACCAGAUAAUGACGGGUAGCCCUCAGAUUAUUCCGGGCAACCAGCAAAUUAUAGUGUCUAACAACCAGCAGAUUAUUAUGAACGCGCCGAUUAAGCAAGGUGUGCAUAGGGUGGUACAGCAACCACAGCAGAGGCCGCAGGUGGUUACCAAUGUUAGCGUCAACCAGCCGGCGCAGGAAGAUAAAUCUAGUGUAAUUAAGACUACGAAGUCAGCUUCACAACCGCAAGUACGACAAGUGAUAACCCGGCAACCAGUUAUGGUCGGGAACACUAAAAUAGGAGAUCGCGAAGUGGUCGUCAAUCAACCUGUGACGCCAGAGAAGCCAGCCGCCCCAGCCACGCCAAAGCCUGCCGCCACGCCGCCACCCACACCGAUACAGAACGCGCAAGAUGACACGCCAUGGAUCUGCCACUGGCGGGGAUGUGGCAAAACGUUUUUGAACGCGUCGGAAGUGUUCGCGCACGCAGCGCACACGCACGCGCACGCCGCGGGCGGCGCGAGCGGCGAGACCCCUUGCCUCUGGCUCGACUGCGACCGCGUGCCUCGACGGACGUUCGCGCUGCUCAACCAUCUCACCGACAAGCACUGCUCACCGCAGGCACUGAAAGCGUUGUUCAACUCUCGUCGUCACGCCGCGGCCGAGUCAGAAGCGAGCAAGCCGGUGGUGCUCGGGUACCCGCCGAACGCCGCGCUCGCGGCCCUCAACAAACAUGCAGCUGACAUGUUCAACCCUAGGGAGCUUAUGCACCGAGCGGUCAGUCGCACGCCGGAGCAACUGGACGAGAACGAAGGCCCGGUCACCAAGAGCAUCCGCCUGACUGCCGCCCUGAUUCUCAGGAAUAUAGUCAUUUACUCCAAUACGGGACGACGCCAACUGCGUUCAUACGAAGCGCACCUAGCGACAAUAGCGCUCAGCAGCGUGGAGGCCUCCCGGACCAUUGCCCAAGUGCUAUAUGACAUGAACAACAUCUGAGAAUCGUAACCGGGCGGCGGCCCGCCUUCAUUCGGUAUCGAGUCUGCAGAUACUUGCUUGUACAUAGUUCCUUGAACUGAUCUUAACACAUUCGCGGACACGAAUGCUAUAGCAUUUGCGUAGUCUUUUGUUUCCUUUGGCCUAUGACACAUGACGUGACUUACCGUCCGCGAACGUGUAAAUAUAUUAUGAACUACCGUAAAAUGAGGUAACUUUAGUCCACAACUUACAACUAUGGUCCAAAUUCAAGUUCCAGUAAAAUAUAUAUAUAUAUAUAAGUAUUUUUUAAAUUAUGUUGAAUAUAUGUAUAAUAUAGAAAUAGGCAUUAGUGUAUCUAAGCUCCGAAAAAAAUGUAACGAGUAUAAAUAAUAAAGGCUCGUUAAGAAUCAACGUUAAAAACUGGACCAUAGUUGUACUUAAGGACUAUAGUUACCUGUGUUUAUGGUACGUAUCAUGCCUUAUCAGUAAUUGAGAUCAUAUCAAGUGCUGUACUAUAUCAACAUCUGACCUGCUAACAUGAGUUGCGUUCUCGCGCGCGACUCAAUACAUCUAACGUGAACGUGACUUAAAUUUUUUGUUAAAGUAAUCUCGAGUCUGCGGCUACUCGUGUGGAAAAACUUCGGAUACUUUCCCACUUAGGUAUGGGAAAUAAGACUUCAGUUUCUAAAAGGGAAUAUUUCGUUCCCCAUACAAAGGUUUGAAAAUCUACGAAAUUAUUUCACACGGAAAAUUUGUCAAUCCUGAAACUGGAAACUUUAAUUUUUGUUUUUUUUUUUUCUGAAAACUAAUUUUUUGAAGUUAUCUUCAAUAUCUUUAUAGUAUUAUCCCUCAGUAAUAUUGAGACUGGAUUUAUUAUGGAUAUGAUCUGACGUCAACUGACGUUCCAUACAGACAGGACAGGUCGUAAUUCAUUGUAAUAACCUGUUAUCCUUAUCAAGCUGUAAUAAGAUCUUUGAAUAACUAAACUUGACAUUUAGACUUCCUUAAUUAUAUUGGAAUACCUAAUGUAAAGCCAUUUUCGUUUAUCUGUUAUAGCUUCGAUAGAAAGUUAUAUUGUCGAAUUUAAACUGUUGUGAGACAUACUAACAUUAAAUACACGGUCGAUGUACGCAAUACACGGUCGCCGUGAACGCUGCUCGCACUAUUAGUGCUUGAGAAAGGAGAUCUAGGCUCUCCGAAACAUGUCGCGCGAGUGACUAAAACAAGUGAGUCUAACCGUGAAAUUAUUUAAAGUUAUAUAGUCAUUGUAUGAAUGUAUACAAUUGAUAAAAUACAUCCCGUUUUCGUGCGUUAGUUGAUUUUUAGGAAACUGUUUUUAUAUCGCAGGCAUGGAAUGGAAUGGAAUGACAGUUCGAUUAGGUAGCCAAUCUACCUAGAUUACAGAAUACGUUAGUACAUAUUCUGCUAAUGUGUCAUUUCAGUACAAUACCAGAUAGAUUGAGCAAACAAAGGAAUGGAAUGACAGUUCGAUUAGGUAGCCAAUCUUAGUACCUAGAUUACAGAAUACGUUAGAUUAUAUUCUGCUAAUGUGUCAUUUUAAUACAAUACCAGAUAGAUUGAGCAAACAAACUAUCAUAGUAGUUGGGAUAUAAAAGCAGGGUUUACUUAAAUCACAGUUCUAAGAUUUUUGUGAAAUAUUAUAUAUGGAAUUUCACUAGAGCAACAAGCUUUAAAUCAAUUUUUAAGGUGCGUUGGGGUAAGAUUGAACGGGUUUUUCAUGAGGGGGAAGACAAAC
This is a messenger RNA of Cydia strobilella, 6673 nucleotides long. RefSeq names its product AT-rich interactive domain-containing protein 2 (gene Bap170). Lineage: Eukaryota; Metazoa; Arthropoda; Insecta; Lepidoptera; Tortricidae. The transcript has 36 exons. Bases 193 to 4938 code for a protein of 1581 amino acids. Gene Ontology annotation, biological process: regulation of DNA-templated transcription. Gene Ontology annotation, cellular component: SWI/SNF superfamily-type complex. Gene Ontology annotation, molecular function: DNA binding. The record is from RefSeq and is a predicted model, not a curated record.